This is a messenger RNA of Thrips palmi, 1503 nucleotides long. RefSeq names its product protein ANTAGONIST OF LIKE HETEROCHROMATIN PROTEIN 1-like. The coding region runs from base 34 to 1335 and encodes 433 amino acids. Lineage: Eukaryota; Metazoa; Arthropoda; Insecta; Thysanoptera; Thripidae. The transcript has 4 exons. The record is from RefSeq and is a predicted model, not a curated record.
AGCUGAUCGGAAUAACAACAACAAACUAGCAGAAUGAAUCAUAAUCGUGAUAUUAUGUGGCAUAGACGUAAUGUACUGAGGAGACGGAGGGCAGUAGCAGCUCUUCUUUUAAUUGCAUCCCAUAGCCGAGCGGACCGAGAGUUUUGGGUAAAGAAUUGGGUUGCAAGAAGGACAGAGAAAGGUUUCCACCAUAACCUUUUCAUGGAGCUACAGUUAGAAGACCCUAACAAAUUCCGCAGGUGCUUGCGAAUGGAUGUCGCCAACUUUGAGUUUCUGCUUGAAAAAGUUUCACCACUCAUAGUGAAGCAAGAUACUCAUUUAAGAAAAAGUAUAAGUGCAGCUGAAAGGCUUUCAGUGACCUUAAGACAUCUAGCAACAGGUGAAACCCAAGAGUCUUUGUCGCUUAAUUAUAGACUAGGUCAAAGUACAAUUUCUGGCAUUAUCAAAGAGACGGUGCGGGCAAUUUCAGAGGUUCUCUCCUCUGAAUUUUUGAGGUUUCCGUCUUCUCAAGAGGAAUGGGAAGCGGUAGCUGGAGGCUAUGCUGAGAGGUGGAAUUUUCCACACUGUAUAGGUGCUAUGGAUGGCAAACAUGUCAGGAUUGACCCACCUGUGAAAUCUGGCUCUAUGUUUUAUAACUAUAAACAAACAUUCAGUAUUGUACUAUUAGCCCUUGUUGACGCUGACUUACGUUUUGUGUAUGUGGAUUCGGGGGCAAAUGGUAGAGCAUCCGACAGAGGCAUUUGGAAUAGAUGCACUUUGAAAGCUUACAUAGAAAGUGACAACAGCUGCAUUCCUGCACCAUCACCACUACCAGGAACGGCACAAGACUACCCAUAUGUAAUACUUGGGGAUGAAGGGUUUACCCUGUCAGAGAAACUGCUCAUCCCCUACCCUAAGGACACCUGUCACAAUCGACGGGACAGAAGGAUCUUCAACUACAGGUUGAGUAGAGCUCGUCGUUGUUCAGAAAAUGCCUUUGGUGUGAUGGGAGCGAGGUUUCAGAUCCUGAGAGCACCAAUGCGUUAUGAUCCCGAUGAUGCAAAUCAGGUCAUGCUUGCUAUCAUGUGUCUCCACAAUUACUUACGGUCAAGUGUAGUUGGGCGGGCUUUAUAUGCCCCCUAUCAAAUGCUCGAUAAUGAAGACAUUUUGACAGGGACUGUCACCCGAGGCGAGUACAGGGAUGUGCAGGUUAAUGGUUUAGUAAGAUUUGUAAAUCAAGGUGGCAACCGUCAUGCUGAUGCUGCUUUGAAUUUAAGAGAUCAAUGGUCUGGGUACAUGAAUACAGUAGGUGCAGUACCAUGGCAGGAGAGGAUGGUGACAGUUCCAGCUCCAUAGUUCUUAUUAGUAUUACUUUGUUGAUGUUAGUAUGUACUUUAUCUAUGUGUUCUUGUGCUGUUUAAGUGAAAAGUCCCAACUAUAUAUUUUUAUUUAUGUUGCGUUGAGAAGUAUUGUAACACAUGCUAUUGUUUGUGUAAGGUUUAACAGUAAAGUUGCUUGUGAACA